Fomitiporia mediterranea MF3/22 is the source of this 1143-nucleotide messenger RNA. RefSeq lists its product as uncharacterized. The transcript has 2 exons. Bases 1 to 1143 code for a protein of 380 amino acids. NCBI's taxonomy places the organism in Eukaryota, Fungi, Basidiomycota, Agaricomycetes, Hymenochaetales, Hymenochaetaceae. The record is from RefSeq and is a predicted model, not a curated record.
AUGGAUCAAUCGGCCCGGGCUGAGCAAGAGGAAGUCAUUGCUAAGAUUCGAAGCGUUCCAGGUUUCGAGAGCUUCCUUGAAGCUACACCAUUCAGGGUACUGCAGCAAGCAGCUUCGGAAGGUCCCGUUAUCAUGGUUAACCACUGCAAACACCGUUCCGAUUGUCUCAUCAUUCUCGCGCGCGAUGACCCGUCGGUGACCUGUGUUCCGUUAGACAAUGAGUUUUACGAGGAUAGUAUCAGUCUGUGCCAAGAGCUUGUGGGGACGCGCCGAAGGUUCAACGCCGAUUCGAGUGCUUAUGAUAAAAAGCUUCGUGAAGCGAUGAAGAUGAUAUGGGAUAGAGUUGUUUCCAAGGUCGUCAUUGAACUUGAAAAAAUUGGAGUGACCAAAGGCUCCCGCAUCUGGUGGUGUCCUACAUCCGUGUUGUCCGCGCUUCCGUUCCAUGCAGCAGGGCCAUUUGAGGAUGCCGACGGCACCAGGAAAUACCUAUUGGAUGAUUAUAUCUCGUCAUAUACGCCAUCGCUCGGAGCCCUCAUAAAUGCACGGUCAGGAGGCCACGAAGACGAUCCGACGGUGCUGGUUAUCGGAGAUACCUCACUUUGGUCGGCUAAGCAGGAAAUUUCCAAUAUCCGGAAUUGCAGAAUGGGUACCAAAUUACUCGUCGGAAAGAAAGCGUCUCGUGAUGAAGCGAUCAAAGCUGUCCAGGAAGCGCCAUGGGUCCAUUUUGUUUGUCACGGCUUCUUGAGUUCAAGUCCUUUCAACUCUUCAUUCAACUUAUCGGGUGGUGGGCUAACGAUGCUCGAUAUCAUCCAGACCAGUCUUCCAAAUGCGGAGUUUGCGUUUCUUUCUGCCUGUCAUACUGCGGAACAGUCUCACAAUGGUGCUCAUGACGAGGUUCUUCACCUUGCAGCGGCCAUGCAAUUUUCAGGUUUCCGAAGCGUAAUCGGUUCGAUGUGGGAGCUACUUGAUACGGAUGGUCCUACGUUUGCUAAGGCUGUUUAUGAGUACAUAAACGUAUGUGAGGAGGAAGAGGUGAAGUAUAAGAGGGCAGCUGGGGGUCUUCGCAAAGCAGCUUUGGAGCUGAAAGCGAGGGAGGGGAUUCAGACUGAACGAUGGGUCAAUCUUGUGCAUAUAGGUGCUUGA